Messenger RNA from Diaporthe batatas, 1278 nucleotides. RefSeq lists its product as uncharacterized. The record is from RefSeq and is a predicted model, not a curated record. The coding region runs from base 1 to 1278 and encodes 425 amino acids. Gene Ontology annotation, biological process: transmembrane transport. NCBI's taxonomy places the organism in Eukaryota, Fungi, Ascomycota, Sordariomycetes, Diaporthales, Diaporthaceae. Gene Ontology annotation, molecular function: transmembrane transporter activity. Gene Ontology annotation, cellular component: membrane. The transcript is spliced from 5 exons.
AUGCUACCAUCACAAAAUCCAGAUGCCGCUGUUGCAAAGGCCCAGACUGCUAGGGAAUGGCCUCUCUGGGAGCGAUGGUUCGCCACAGCGGUACUGUCGGGCUACAAAUUCAUCUCCUCGCUCGCAUCCUCGACAAUGGCCCCGGGGAUCGAUACAAUCUCGGAGGAGUUCGCGAUCCAUAAUUCAGUCGUCAGUACUCUGCUACUGACGGUCUACGUGUUGGGGUAUGCAGUAGGGCCGCUGCUUCUCGGCCCUGCCUCUGAGAUCUACGGGCGGAAGCCUGUGCUUGCACUGAGCAAUCUCUGGUACCUUGUCUUCAACAUAGCCUGUGGUCUUGCGAGAUCAAGGGACCAGAUGAUCGCGUUCCGUUUUCUUGCUGGUGUCGGCGGGAGCGGGCCCCUUGCUCUGGGCGGAGGAGUGCUCAGCGACUGCUGGAAUGCAGAAGAGCGUACUAGGGCUCUGAGUCUGUACACACUUCCAGCAUUACUCGGGCCGGCACUUGGGCCCAUUAUCGGUGGCGUUAUCAUCGAGAAUCUGAAUUGGCGGUGGAUAUUCUGGGUGACAUCCAUAGCCUCUGCUGUGAUCCAGCUGGUCGGGCUCGUCCUCCUAAGAGAGACAUAUGCACCAGCCAUCCAGAAGAGGUUUAUGAGCAAGUGCCUUACCACGCCUGGUGCUGGAGCCCUCAAAACGGGUGAAGGCGUUACAAGCAAGAUUUCCAAGAAGUUGACUACUGCCGUUCGACUCCUCUGCUUUGAGCCCACGAUUCAGCUUGUCUCUUUGUACGGCGCAUUUUUGUAUGGCCUCAUGUACAUCGCGAUCUCUUCCAUGACAGAGCUUUGGACGGGAAAAUAUGGCGAAUCGCGUCUAAUUUCAGGACUCAACUAUAUAUCACUCGGUCUUGGAUUCGCCUUUGGCUCUCAGUCAGGUGCCGUUGCCAACAGAUGGUGGACAGCAGAGGCCAAGCUUCACUGGAUCCUGCCAAAUAUUGGAGUUUUCAUUUUUGCGUUCGGCAUUGUGAACGGAUUGCAGAUUAUCAACCUGUACACUGUGGACUGCUUCACAAGUGUGUCGGCCUCGGCCGUUAGUGCUAUCACUGUCACCCGUUCAGUCGCCGGUUUCUUGCUACCUCUCCCGGUUCCCAUCAUGUAUCAACGCCUCGGCUAUGGUUGGGGCAACACACUCUUGGCGCUGAUAGGAGUAGUCCUGGGCUUUCCUAUACCGCUGCUCCUAUGGUGGCAUGGCAGAAGGAAGAGAAAUGGGAUACUCUCGGAGGAUUAA